Messenger RNA from Rotaria socialis, 1470 nucleotides. NCBI's taxonomy places the organism in Eukaryota, Metazoa, Rotifera, Eurotatoria, Philodinida, Philodinidae. The record is from the annotation of a GenBank genome assembly.
AUGGAAGCUAGUCUCAUUCGUCGUGGACUUCUACAAGAUAGCCUCUCAGAAUAUGAUCAAGUUAAUUCUGUUACGGUCGAUUUGGCAAUUCUUAAACUACACAAACCAGUUCAACAUUUACAUCGAUAUGAAUUUGUUCAACCACAAUUUAAUUCUCCAUUAUUCAAAUUCAAUUCUUCACCAAUUAAUGCCAAACUAUACUUAGUUUGUUAUAAUGGUGAGUUAGCCGAAGAUUCAGAUCUAAAGCCUUAUAAAUAUAUACGCGGUUUUGCUAACAUAACUACGAAUCAACUCAAUUUUGGUCAUAAUGCUAAUUACAAAUCAGUAUCUAUUGGAUCUAUCAUCAAUUUGCAAGAAUUAUCUCAAGAAACUACAUAUGUUACACAUACAUGCAGCACGCUACCUGGGUCCAGCGGAGGCGUUUUACUUGAUGCUGAUGGAAACUUUACUGGGAUUCAUAUUGGUAUUGGAAAUUCUCGUCAAAGUAAAAAUCAAGAAAUGUUUUUUAAUAAUGAAACAUACAAUAAAUAUAUUUCUGUUACGUCAAAAUCGUUUUCUCAUUUUAUCAAUCAAUCGAUUUUACCUAAUAUAAAUGAUGAUGAAAUAGCACAAGGUUGGCGAUCAGAUCAAUCUCACAAGAGAGGUACGGUAGAAAUGACUGCUACUGCUGCAUCAUCUCAUGAUUUGUCGUUGCUCAGCUGGAAUACGUUGGCUCCGUGUUGGGUAAUGAAAGAAUGGUAUCCUUCACUGUAUGACUUAGCUGCCGAUGAUAAAACUCGAUUUGAAUUGAUUAUUGCACACAUCCGCUCACUCAAUCAUGACAUUGUAGUACUCCAAGAAGCUCAAGAAGAUCAAUUAUGUUUAUUCAAAGAAAAAUUAGGUGAUAAUUAUUUUCUCGAAUUUAUUUCCAAUAAUCCAACACCCUCCCCGAAACCCAACGGACUCCUCACUUUAAUUCGUAAGAAUUGUGUCUAUGCAUCAGAGAUAAAAAUAACAAGUGGAAUUCUCGAUUUAUUGAGAGGUGAUGCCAUUCAAAUUAUUAGUAUUCCUUCGAAAAAUUUUCAUCUAUUGAAUCUUCAUCUUGAUUAUCGUUAUCAAGUAGCUCAAUCAAAAAUGAUUCAAGACAGAUGCCAUGCUUUACUCGGCAAUCAACAUCCGAUUACUCUCAUGACAGGUGACUUCAAUGCUGAAAUCGAAGAUCACCAUGAAUUCGAAUGGAAUGACUAUGAAAAUGCCUUUCCUGAAUCAUCUAAACAAGCACAAAUUCCAACUUAUUACGCCGAUCCGGCGUACAUAUGGCACAAUACGAACAUUGAUCAUAUUUUGUACGAUCCUAAUCGACUUGAAUUGAUUGAACGUGGCAAAGCAUGGGAUUCACCCGAUCAUACACUUGAAGAGUCGUUGAAAACAUUUGGAAGUGAUCAUAUUUAUAUUUGGGCAACUUUCCGUUUUCGUGAAAAUACAAUAUGA